Molecule: messenger RNA, 3920 nt
Organism: Myotis daubentonii (Daubenton's bat)
Lineage: Eukaryota; Metazoa; Chordata; Mammalia; Chiroptera; Vespertilionidae
Gene: CD99L2
Product: CD99 molecule like 2
Exons: 12
Coding region: 154-951 (265 amino acids)
Source: RefSeq, a predicted model, not a curated record
GCGCUGCACGCACCGGCUCUGGGCGGGUCCUGCGGUGGUGGCAAGGCUCCUCCUCCUGCUGCUCCGCCUCUUUCCCCACUCCAUCUGGACCUACUCCUCGGGUGCUCUCGCGCAAACUGUUCUCCUCUGGGUCCCCUCCGUCCGCUCCCAGCAAUGGUGGCCUGGCGCUCGGCGUUCCUCAUCUGCCUCGCUUUCUCCUUGGACACUCUGGUCCAGAGAGGAUCCGCGGACUUUGAUUUUGAUCUGAGUGAUGCAUUGAAAGAAACUUCCUCAGUAAAGCAGCGAUGGGACCAUGUCACUACCACAACCAAGAGGCCUGGAACGACCAGAGCUCCGGCAAAGCCUGCAGGUGAUGAUUUUGACUUGGCUGAUGCUUUGGGUGAUCGAGAUGAUGGCCGCAGAAAGCCAAGUGCAGGAGGAGGAGAGCGAUGGGACCAUGUCACUACCACAACCAAGAGGCCUGGAACGACCAGAGCUCCGGCAAAGCCUGCAGUUGAUGAUUUUGACUUGGCUGAUGCCUUGGAUGAUCGAAAUGAUCGAGAUGAUGGCCGCAGGAAGCCAAGUGCAGGAGGAGGAGGUUUUUCGGACAAGGAUCUCGAAGACGUAUUAGGGGGUGGUGACUACAAACCAGACAAGGGUAGAGGUGAUGGCCGGUAUGGCAACAAUGAUGACUCUGAAGCUGGAAUGUCACCAGAGACCGGCACCAUUGCUGGUGUGGCCAGUGCCCUGGCCAUGGCCCUGAUUGGUGCCGUUACCAGCUACAUCUCCUACCAGCAGAAGAAGUUCUGCUUCCGCAUCCAGCAUGCAGCAGAAGGUCAAGAGGGUCUCAAUGCAGACUACGUGAAGGGAGAGAACCUAGAAGCUGUUGUGUGUGAAGAACCUCAAGUGAAAUGCUUAGAACUGCCACCACAGUCCGCGGAGCCACUGCAGCCCCAGCCGCCUCGGAUCUGAGGGUCCCUUGCAGCAGCCACUCACAGUGGUCCUGCCACUGAGGACCAAGAUCCUUAUUUCAUUUGGACCCGCAGCUGCUGUACUGUUCCUUUGAUAUCAUUGGCUUCUCGUUGUUCUUAAGUUUUCUGGAUGAGCUCUUGGUGUUUGUGAGUUUGGUUUCUGUGCCCUGCAGACAGGAUGGUGGUGCCCUCCCUGCCACAGAUACCCUGAAAUCCAGCCGUGGGAGCUGCUGGGUCACCCACUCCCCAAAACUAGACAAUCCCAGGCCUUAGUGAGCUGGGGAGGGGGACCAAGCUGAGAGAGGCCAAGAGGACACUUGUGCUUAGGGGACAAGAUACUGACCACAGGGUAGUGUGGUUCCUGACUCACUGGCGGAUUUCUGCCAAAAGGCAGCCCUAGUGUGACCCAGAGAACAAUCAGGGGGCCCAGCUAACAUACGGUGCUUAGAGCCCCUGCAAGGAACGAAUUAGUGAACACCAGGUAACACGGCACACACGACACCCAGGGUGGAGGUGGGGGGUCAUUUCUGUCCUUUCCAGUUCCAGCUUUGACACUCACUGCUGGGCUUCCAGAGAGCUGGUCCAUGUGGAGACUUUACAUUUUACAUUUAUUUAAUUGCAAAAAUGCAUGCCAUGCUAGUCCUGCCCUCAGAGUUUAGGAAUUUUCUAGACAAGUACAAGCUGUGACUCUCAAGUCUAAUUCCCAUCUGAUUCCAUAGGGGACUGGAUGUGGUCUCCAGGCUGACAUGAUUAGUUUUUAGGAAUCAUUUAUGUACUAGAAAUGAAUUUAUCCCCCUUCUUGUGUUCUUAUUUGGUAGCAAAAGAUACAGACAUCAAGAAUGAGCAUCAAAGCCAGAAGCAUGCUUGUUGUUUGCUUAGAAAUAUAUUUGAGGGGAAGGGGAGGGGAGAAGAGGGAAGGGAUGUUUGCUUGGUUUAGUGACAUAUGCCUGCCUUGGCAAGUUUAUAGAUAUACUGUCUGGCCUGUUGAUGAUGAGCACUGGGGGCCUGCUCACUGUGGGAAACACCAGAACCCAGGGACUGGCUCCUCACUUGACCUGGCACUAUCUUAUUGGGGCUGGAGCAGAGCUGACUUCCUGGAAUGUUCUCUUUGGCCCACAUGUGGUCCUGUUUCUGGGAGCUCUGCUGUCAGAGGCUGAGCUAGAGUAUAGAGUCACUGUCUACUGAUAAUAAGUUUGGAGUGUCAAAAGUUACUCCCUGAGAACAUAACGAAGGUCAGCAGGAAGAUAGGCUCCUAUUUACACAAGUUCAUGUGCCUCUGCCCUGCACAGGAGGCCCCACCAGUCUCCCAGGCUCUGUGUUAGCUCCUUGUCUGCUGAGCUGGGAGAGCCAACUCCAACUUAAGGAAACAGUUGAAAUCUGAACAGAUCCCAUAGGUUAUCUAAUGCAUGCCUCCUGUGUUCAUUUAUGCACUUGUUUUAAAAACAUACUCCAUUGUGUGAUGGUAAUCAGUCCAGUUGGAUUGUGUGGCUCAGUGCUGCCCUUCAGAUCCAUUCCCAAUGCAGGCCUGCAGGUCCUAAAAUGCCUUCUGUGUGGAGGUACCUCCCAGUCAGGCCAGGGGUAUGUGUCUUUGAAGGGGCGUGGAGCACUGAGGACACUGGAGGAAGGAAAAUGUGGCCUCCCCAUGUUCCAAGAGAUCGAGCAGGGGAGUCAUUGCUUGCAAGGUAUGCCUGUUUCUAACACCUCCCAGCCCUUCACUAGCCAGAUUGUUGUCAACUUUGCCCGGCUUCCCCAUCCCAACAAUGACAAGAACUGAUGGCCUGAAUCCCUGGCCAGUGCUGGGCUGGAGGCAGCUAUGAAGGAUUUUUGCAUCUAUGGCUUGUUGCUACGUAGAUAGGUUGACCUCAGGACCCAGGGACAGCCAGUGUCCUAAGGACAUGAGUCAGAGAGGGAUUGUGUUAGGAUGUCUGAGCACCAAGGCCCUCCUGAGGCCUUUAACGGGGAAAAAAAGGGCCAGUGUUUGCAUGUGAUUAAAUACUCUCUCCCUGCCACUGGGAACUGUGGCCAUUUUAUAGAGAAGUCAGUCACAGCAGUGAGUAGGAUGAGGAGUGAUGUGGCCUCAUCAUUGAUGUUUCUUUUUUUAAAAAAUAUAUUUUAUUGAUUUUUUUACAGAGAGGAAGGGAGAGGGAUAGAGAGUCAGAAACAUCGAUGAGAGAGAUACAUCGAUCAGCUGCCUCCUGCACAUCCCCCAGUGGGGAUGUGCCCACAACCCAGGUACAUGCCCUUGACCUGAAUCGAAACUGGGACCCUUCAGUCCGCAGGCCGACGCUCUAUCCACUGAGCCAAACUGAGGCUUGUGAUGGCAAAGAACCUGCACCCCUCCAUCUGGGAUGAGAAGUCAACACGCUCUGUAAAGCCACAUUCUGAGCAGCACUGACUUCAGUUGCCAAACCCAUUCUGUUCCUCCCUAGCUCUCGGGGUGCCUUCUGCAGAAUGAGUGCUCAAACCUGCUGCUAGUGGCUGGCCAAGCCUGGAAAGUCACUCAGAGCUGUCAACCCAGGUGGAGUACUGAUACUUGCAGAAGCCUAUGGGGCUUUUGUAACUAUGUGAUUAUCUGAAAGUUGCAUUGGCUGGUGUGGGCCUCUCUCAGAUGAUAAGGGAGAUAAAGUGAGUGAAUUAGAAGGGCCAGUUGAAAAGAGCCAAUCUGUAUCAGCUUAACGUGGUGGGCAGGUUGGGUGGGAGCUGGGGUGGGGUGGGCAGAGCUGGCUCAGUGUUAUUAACAGCACGUGGAGGAAGGAGACAUGGCAGUUUUGUGGGGUGGAAUACCCUCUCAGGUCAGACCCAUAGAACAGUGCCAGUCCACUGCCUUGGCUACUUGAUUUGGGAGUUAGUAUCAGUUCUCUGAGGAAGAAGAAAUAGAGACUGAUCAAGACCCCAGUACUUUUCAUGUGCUUGUAUUUAAGAGUGAAUUGUAAACUGUCUCGUCUUUGCAUUAAACAAAAUGGAACCUAA